AUGUGCCCGCUCGUCGCCAAGCACAACACCCCCGAGAGCUGUUGGGUAGUGCUCUACGGCAAAGUGUACGACGUGACCGAAUUCCUCCCCUCCCACCCUGGCGGGUCCAAGAUCAUUGUGAAGCUCUCCGGCAAAGAUGCGACAGACGAGUAUGACCCCAUCCACCCGCCGGGUAUCCUCGAGGAGAACCUCAAACCCGAAAAGUGCCUCGGCACCGUAGAUCCUGAGUCUCUGGCGCUGCUGCAACCCGCCCCCGCGAAAGCGGAGUCCCAGAAGCCCAAGGAAGGCCCGCCGAGGCUGGAGACGCUGCUCAAUAUUGAGGAGAUUGAGGAGGCUGCCACAAAGAUCAUCCCGAAGAAGGCCUGGGCGUACUACUUCUCGGCUAGUGACGACCUGUGGACCAAGAGCAACAACAACAAGGCGUACAGGCAGAUUCUUCUCCGGCCGCGGGUCUUCGUCGACUGCACACAAGUUGAUACGUCUACAAACUUGCUGGGCCACCAUGUGGGAAUCCCUCUGUUCGUGGCACCAGCCGCCAUGGCGAGACUUGCUCACCCGGACGGUGAGCGAGGCAUUGCAAGAGCGGCAGCCAAGUUCAACGCGAUGCAGUGCGUGUCGAACAACGCGUCUAUGACACCGGAGCAGAUCAUCGAGGGCUCGCCCGAAGGCCAGGUGUUCGGGUGGCAGCUCUACGUUCAGAAUGACAGGGCCAAAAGCGAGGCCAUGCUAAAACGCAUCAACGCCAUGAAGGACCGCUACAAAUACAUCACCCUUACGUUGGAUGCCCCGUGGCCCGGAAAGCGUGAGCUCGACGAGAAACAGCAGUUCGAGGGCGCCUUCGAGGUCGAAUCCGAGUCAAACUCAAAGAGUGACGAGGCGAAGCGGCCAGGCGGUGGUGGUGUGGGACAGCAGCUGUUCUUCGGGACGGCGGCUGACCUGACAUGGAAGACGACCCUGCCUUGGCUGGCACAGCAUACCGACUUGCCCAUCGUCCUAAAGGGACUGCAGACACAUGAGGACGCCUACCUUGCGGCCAAGUACGCCCCGCAAGUAAAGGCCAUCAUCCUGUCGAACCACGGUGGUCGCGCCCUCGACACGGCGCCUCCCGCUGUUCAUACGCUGCUGGAGAUCCGCAAGUAUUGUCCCGAGGUCUUUGACAAGAUUGAGGUCUGGGUCGAUGGCGGCAUCAAGCGCGGGACCGACAUCGUCAAGGCUCUCUGCCUGGGCGCAAAGGCUGUGGGUAUCGGCCGUGCCGCGCUGUUCGGUCUCGGUGCCGGUGGCCAGGCCGGUGUUGAGAGGACAUAUGAGAUCCUCAAGGGUGAGAUGGAGACAUGCAUGAGGCUCCUCGGCGCCAAGAGCGUCAGCGAUCUGGGCCCCCAUUUUAUCAACACUCGCGCAGUGGAGAGAGACAUCUACGACGGCGAGUCUGGGCUGGAGAACAAGGUUAGCCUAUGGGUGAAGUCGAAGCUAUAA
Molecule: messenger RNA, 1473 nt
Organism: Colletotrichum spaethianum
Lineage: Eukaryota; Fungi; Ascomycota; Sordariomycetes; Glomerellales; Glomerellaceae
Product: cytochrome b2, mitochondrial
Exons: 4
Coding region: 1-1473 (490 amino acids)
Molecular function (GO): oxidoreductase activity; heme binding
Source: RefSeq, a predicted model, not a curated record